AUGGCUCCUUCUCCUUACGAGCGCCGACCAGCAGUUCACGCUCCAGGCCAACGAUCCAAAGCCUCCAAACGCAUUCGUGGUGAAAUUGCAUGCGCCGAGUGCCGCCGACUGAAGAUUCGUUGCGACAAAAUAGUACCAUGCUCAACAUGCGUCCAGCGGUUUGCUUCGAUCUCUGCCAUUGAACCGCUCUCUUUAACAUAUACAGUGGCUGUGGGGCUCUUUGUCCAAAUGAUUGACACGACAGGCACAAUUCCGCCUGGGGAAGGCAGUCGUUUUGUUCUUGCAGCAACAGACCAUCUUCGUCACAAGCUCUCUAGAAUGCAAGAAAGGAAGACUGCGCUUGAAGAUGCACUUGCAAUAUUACAUAGUUCUAACUCCAACAAGCCACAUCCACUUCUAGCUGCUCUGGACACAGACGAUGAAAGCGCGGAAGAUGAUGAUGUUCCAGAGUCCACAUUGCAUCUUAGGCCUGUACCAGAGGACGAUUCGUCGUUGGUAGAGUCGCUUGGGUCGCUUCAUAUUGACCAAGAUGGUGGCUCACGCUUCUUUGGGCCCGCUGGUGGCGCUGAGAGUCUACUUUUAAAAGCAAAAGGGCUUGAGGCGUCGUUCGUCCCAAAAUCCGCGCCGCUCUCUCUGCGCGAGCUAGACCCGUCCUAUCUCCCACCCGAAAUCAACCAAUUCGUCACAUUCUUUCCUUUCACACCGCCGGGAAUCCCCCACAACCCGGUCAAGGAGAUGAUUGAAGCCUUUCUGCCACCUAUUGACCGCGCUAUAUUCCUUUGCGAGACUUUUCUCGAGCACUUAUCAUGGAUGUUUCAUAUUGUCUCCAGGAGACAACUUAUUGAAGAGCUCAUACCGGCGAUAUAUCAUCAAAAUGGGGUGCUCGUGGAUUACGGACCACACGAGCUUGCUGUCCUGCUUGUCACCCUUGGAAUCGGAGCACUCGUAGACCUCAAUAUGCAGCCCUAUAACUUAGAAGCACAACAUUAUUACCGGCUGGCGCGUGCUGCUCUCGGCCUGCAGAGCAUAUUAACUAAGCCAUCGGUGGUUACGGUCAAGACACUGCACCUGAUGAGCAUCUACAAUGGCAUGAGCGGGAAGGAGGCUAACUUAGAGGCUUCUUACAUCAAUCUGGACCUGGCGACUCAAGUCGCAUUACGAACUGGGUUGCACAUUGAUCCAUCUAUGUGGGGCUUUUCUGGUCGUGAGGCCUAUGAACGACGAGUAUACUUCUGGAAUUUGCUAAUCGCGGUGCUUUGGCAAAGUUUGAUCACGGGACGACCACCAUCGAUUCUGCAGGUUUACGUCGACUGUAAGAUUCCGACCGAGGAGGAAGAAGCCUUAUUCAACGGUGGUGGGCCCCCAAUCGGAUUGGGUAUUUGGGGUCAUCAUAUCUCACAAUCUGUGCUGUUGUUGAUUGUACGCGCAACACUUGGGGUAAAGCCGCCGAAUUAUAACGCCGUUUUGGACCUUGACGCUAAAAUACGGACGCUUGCUCGUCCGGAUCCUACCCUUGGCGAAGACAGGACAGCAGUAGCGAUGAACAACUUUGUGAGAGGGCAUUAUCUUGACUUGGCGUCACUCUUUUUGCAUCGAUCCUACUUUGCGCAGGCCAUGAUGUCGCACACUUCUUCACCAUUAUCUAGCCCAUAUUCUCUGAGCGUGUUUGCCGCAUACAAAUCGGCUUGUAACGUGCUAAUCCACACUUUGAAGCAGUUCACAAAGAACCCGGGAAUCGUUGCCCGCGUAUGGCGGAUAUGGAGCUUUGCCUUUACCGCGGCAGUGGUGGUCGGGACAAUGGCAAUCCGCGGAAGCCGUCUAGAAACCGGCAACGGUGGUCGGAAACUCGAACCAGAGCCUUGGCCCGUUUUCCAAACCGCCUGUGGAAUGUUUCGCGAAGCGGCACAAACAAACAGUCGAGCCGCAAGAGCACUGCCGGUUCUGCAAGGUAUGCUCGUCAAGGCAUAUCAAGCGCGACACACUCAGACUUACGCUGGUGAGCCGCCCACAAUCUUCCCUGAUGAUGAGAUUGCGGUGUUUGGUGGCCGAGCAAAGCCUGUGGUUCGCUCCCGUUCUCCACCGUUGGCAACACCGACUCCAGUCUCGACGCAUCACCAACCUUUGCAACAAGAGACUGGUUCGCGACAAGCGAUACUCCAUACUAGUCCGGUAACAGCCUUUUCAUCAACUUCACAUCAACUUCAAACAUCGUCCCCUCUCCAUCCUUCCCUCGAAACACUUGCAUAUGACUCUGCACCAUUGCGUGCGACGCAACAAUACAGCUGGGAGGGACUUUUUCGCGAAGCGCCAGACCCUGUUCAGCACGGUCUUCAAACACACGGGAUUCAGCCCAGUAUAUAUUACACCAACAAUGGGAUGACGAGUAACGGCGGAUCUAAUCAGACAAUCGACGACAGAUGGUCGUCGCUCAUGCAUAGUUAUGGGCUUCUUGACAUGGAUGUUGAAGAACAAGAAAUAGGACCGCAGGACGGUGCCGUUUAG
Messenger RNA from Mycena indigotica, 2502 nucleotides. RefSeq names its product Fungal-trans domain-containing protein. The transcript has 11 exons. Gene Ontology annotation, biological process: DNA-templated transcription; regulation of DNA-templated transcription. The record is from RefSeq and is a predicted model, not a curated record. Gene Ontology annotation, molecular function: DNA-binding transcription factor activity, RNA polymerase II-specific; zinc ion binding; DNA binding. Lineage: Eukaryota; Fungi; Basidiomycota; Agaricomycetes; Agaricales; Mycenaceae. Bases 1 to 2502 code for a protein of 833 amino acids.